This is a messenger RNA of Thecamonas trahens ATCC 50062, 1246 nucleotides long. Its product is annotated as enkurin. The transcript is spliced from 2 exons. Gene Ontology annotation, molecular function: calmodulin binding. Bases 381 to 1184 code for a protein of 267 amino acids. The record is from RefSeq and is a predicted model, not a curated record. NCBI's taxonomy places the organism in Eukaryota, Apusomonadida, Apusomonadidae.
CAGCCAGUCAAUCAACACCUUUGAUUGGUAAUACAGAUGGGAGUUGCACACGACGGGAUCGGAGAAGAGACAUUCUUGGUGGGGAUGCAAAAAUGGAAGGAUGGGAGACGAAGGGAAAGGGAGGGAGGAGGAGCGAGGGAAUAGGGGGCUGGAGUCAUAGCAGGGAACGUGGCAUACAGUUCGCUAAUACCAGGCAGAAAACUGCUUGUGAUGGAAUGCGAGGUUGCCAAUUAAGGUCGAAAAGCCCUUUUUGCGCAAACGCUUGGUCCGUCACUAGGCGGAGCCGACCAUCGGCCGCCGGUUGCCGGCUUCCCGCCCGCCGGCUUUCGAACAAGAGUGACAACGGACGGUGAAACCGCAGACGCAGACUCCACUUGGUCAUGUCGGGUACAGGCGAGUCGGUCUAUAAUCUCAUUCCAACCGAGACAUACCAGCCUCCAGCGGCUCCGCGCUAUGUCUCCCGCCACAGCAAGACGGUCAAGGCAGAUUUCAAGCGCAAGGUCGGCGUGGCCAGAGUUGGCGACUCGACACUGAUCGGCGUCAAGCAGGGCGUGCCGCAGGUGAGACACUCCAGGAUCAAAUCACAUGCGACGAUUGGUGAGGCCAAGACGCCGCUGCGCAAGCCGACCAACUUUCUGCGUGCGCACGAGAAGGAGCCUGUUGUUGCUCCGCCGUCGCCGUACAACUACCCAGACGGCCGUGGACGGACGGGCCCCCUGCGGCGGCCGCCUGUUCCGGCGCCGUCGGACUCACCCAAGCUCGGGACGGUGACAACCAAGAACUUUGUCACCGCCAACGCCGUUGAGGCUAUUCUCGCCGUCCCGCCGGCACCGCGCGACGCCGGUGCAGUCCGCUACUCCACCAAGCCCGAGUACGGCAGGGUGCCCGAGUAUCUGGAGACCGUCAAGGCCGAGGUCGACGCCGAGUACCGCUACGUCGCCGGUAUGCAGGAUGCAGGCGUUCCGCGCCCGGCCGCCUCAGUCUCGCUCCUCGACCCUGCCGAGAUCGACGAGCUUCGCACAGGUCUGCAGGCCAAGUGGGACGCGCUCAACGCCCGCUACCAAAAGAUCAUCCAUGCCGAUACCAUCCAGCAAGUUGCCCGCAAGGAGGCGCUCGAGGCCGAGAUGGACGCCGUCGAGGCCGAUCUCGCCGCCCUCUCGGCCGAGUUUGUCUUUGUCCAAUGACCGACCAGCUGCCCUAACCUGCGCCAUGCCGAGAAAAAAUCAAUAACAAUUCAGCCAAAACG